UUUCCGGCCAGAGAAAGGAGAGAGGAAGCGAGGACGAGACGAAGCUCCGGCGGCGAUAAAGUUCGAGUCUUUCGGUUGUUGACGCGGCUGCUUGCGCCGGAGCUGGUUCGCCGGAGCUUCCCGGGAUCCGCCGGAGGUUUUCUUGAUAUUUACUGGUUCUUGCGCCGGCAGGUCGAGAGGUUGACGCCUCGAGAUGUUCAAGAACACUUUCCAGUCGGGAUUUCUGUCCAUACUGUAUAGCCUUGGGAGCAAGCCCUUGCAGAUCUGGGAUAAAGAAGUGGUUAAUGGUCAUGUAAAACGUCCACAAGAUGAAGACAUUCAGUCAAAUGUCCUUGAGGUUGUUGGCUCGAAUGUUCAGUCCACGUACAUCACAUGCCCCGCAGAUCCAGCUGCAACACUUGGCAUAAAACUACCAUUCUUGGUUAUGAUUGUAAAGAAUCUGAAAAAGUAUUUUACCUUUGAGAUCCAAGUGCUGGACGACAAGAACGUGAGGCGUCGCUUCCGUGCUUCUAAUUUUCAAGCUGUGACUAGGGUAAAGCCAUAUAUUUGCACCAUGCCGUUGAAGCUGGAUGAAGGAUGGAAUCAGAUCCAGUUAAAUCUCACUGAUUUGACCAGGAGAGCAUAUGGAACUAACUAUGUCGAGACAUUGAGAGUGCAGGUACAUGCAAACUGCCGCCUAAGAAGAAUAUAUUUUUCAGACCGCCUUUACUCCGAAGAGGAACUUCCACCAGAAUUUAAACUGUAUCUACCCAUGCAGAAAAGUUAGGAACUUUGGGAGAAAGGUCUCCAGAUCAAUUACUUGCGACACAAGCACGACCUAUUGUAUCAUGUGAUGUGUAUGGUUAUCUCGUCACGUGGUAUAUGGCUGUGAACUUGAUGGACUGUGGUCAAAAUCUUAAGCCUUUAUAAGCUUAUUGGCUGUUGUAGUUAGCUAUGAAUGUCUCUUCCUCCUGAUAUCUGUUAUGAUUAUGGCCAGAAAUAGCAUAUUGGAGCUAGUCAUUUCACACCAAUAUCUAGAUGGUAUAAGUCUCCUACCAGACUCUGACCUGUGCUCUCAAAUCUUAUACUUACUCUCGAGUCUUGCCACUUUGCGCAUUA
Messenger RNA from Eucalyptus grandis, 1098 nucleotides. Its product is annotated as cilia- and flagella-associated protein 20. The transcript is spliced from 6 exons. The record is from RefSeq and is a predicted model, not a curated record. The coding region runs from base 194 to 766 and encodes 190 amino acids. NCBI's taxonomy places the organism in Eukaryota, Viridiplantae, Streptophyta, Magnoliopsida, Myrtales, Myrtaceae.